AUGAGCCCUGAACGCAGUAAAUAUGCUUCCACAAUUUUGGUGGACAAACAGCCUCUCGAGGCGACCGAGAUUAUUCGUUUGCGACUUUCGCAAGCCAAACUCGUAAACAAACAGUUCUUCUUGAUGUUUCGCGAACUAUCGGAGCUGAAACGUUACCAGGCGCAACAGUUACGUAAAAUCAUUGCCAAGAAUGAGGACUUGAACAAGCUUUUGAUGCGGGACAUGCUUGAAAGUCGAGUAUUGACAUCGGACGAGUUGCGGGACUUUCGGUUUGACUCCCUGGGCCAAUUGACAGGACUGUGGGACGGCAUCCUCGAUGGACUGAAAACGGAAUUGCAAUCCAGCACUGACCUGUACCACCUUCUUGAUCAAAACAUUGCGGCCAAUCUCAAAGAGUCGACGGAAAGGGAUCCUUUAUGGUUACAGAGCAGAAAACUGCACUCUGGUCUCUGCAGAGUAGCAGCAGAACACGAUCAACUCACGCAACAAGAAAAUGCUGGCUUGGAAUCCAUAGACGCGGGAAGACUGAGCGAAAUAAACGAUCAAUGGGACGCAAAAGCUGCUGGUCUUUUUGAGAUUUUCGAAGAAACCGAUUACAGACGGCUUCUCGAGCUGCAAGACUGCGUUUCCAAGUACGAAAGCGGGCUGAUUGACUUCUGCAAUCAAAAUAGAGAGGCCAGUGAGAAGACAAUGGCUCGCGUCUUGGACUUCGACGCAGAGGGCGAGAUCGACAGAUUUGCCCAGGCAGCGCUGGCUUACGAUUUCAAGUUCGAAGUUCCAGGUGUCAACGAAUCCAGCAAUAAACCUCUGACAGCGAGCUCCAACGCUGCUUACACCUCAUCCGAUACCGGCACUAAGCAAGGAAAGUCCGUCAAGAGUGGUCAUGGGGCCUUGGGAGGACUCGCCAAUAGACUCUCAUCCUCAGGCACUGUUGUCAAGCAUGACCUAAUGAAAUCUGAGUUUUCUGAUUCUGUCAACAACGAUACGCUCAAAAGUAAGCAAUCUACAAGCAAGUUGAAGUCGAAGAUGGGCUCGAUCUUUGGGCGGAAAAAGUUGAAGAAUAAAAAAUCUGGUAGGCUGCAGGAAAGCGCUAUCACCGAAAAUGAGGGUUCCUCAGUGCGUACAGAUGACUCGAACCGGAAUGGCAGUGCUAAUGUGACCUCAAAUUCUGACUCUCAAAUUUACACCUCGCACGCCACGGACGAGACCUCCCAUAACCUGCAGGAGCCCGAAGUACACCCUCCUAAGCCGAAAAUCGCUGGGACAAGCUCUACUUUGUCCAUCAACCAGCCAUCUUUAAAACCACAGCCCAGAACUAGAACCAACACUGGCGACUUGCGGAGUCCCGAUAUCGCGACUCCUACGCGCGAUGGCGGCGUUCUAGGUGCUGCAAUCAACUCGAAACUUUUAGAAGCGGGAACCCCCGAGUCCAAUCUUGUAACUAACGAAGGCGCACCAACUACUACUCAGCCCAUUCAUAUUCAAGCUCCUCAGGUUCCUGCGCCACCACCCUCUCGGAAGACUGGUCUUCUCGUAGCACCCAAAUUUGUCAGAGAGGCACACGGCUCUGUUCCCACUCCAGCGCCAGGCACGAGACGUGCUGACAUACAAUCAAGGCUUUUCACGGAUCUGUCUCAAGCUGACAUUGACGCGCAGCAAAAUAAACGCCAGUCGUCCAUUGCUUCUCAAAUGACUGGGGAACUGAAAGCUUUGAAUCCGCAAGUCACGGGUUCCUCCGUAUCGGUUCCAGCAAGCACAGGUCAAUCGAUAUUCCAUCAUUCAGAGCUCACGUCUUUUGGUCUCAACGCCAGCGUGGCCGAGGUCAUAAACGCUACUUUUCAAGGUGGGGUUUUGAAAUCCUCGCAACUCAUUGGUGAAAUUGCGCUGAAUUUCGUUGCCGACAGCGAUACUUUGCCAAUCGACAUCAACCUUAGAAUGAGGAAUUUCGAAAAUGUCGAAAAGGUUAUUGUCAACCAUGCAUUUAUAGAGCAAGUUGAGCCCGAUACCUUUAAAGUCAACCCACAGUUCAUUGAUUCAAAGACAUUGGGCGCUUUCAAGUAUGCCCUUCCAGAGCCAGCUGCACCCAUUGUGAUUUACCCAGUAUGGAGAUUCGAGGACCACCAAUCAAGCGUCGCACUGACUCUCAGCAUCGGACCCACGGUCGACGAGUCUAUUCAACAAUUAGUUGUCGAGGACCUUGUCGUGUUCGUUGCGAUCGAAGGUGCUGUUCCUACAAGCGCACUUUCAAAGCCCCAGGGUUCUUUUAGCAAAGAGAAGAAGAGAAUUACUUGGAGAUUUAAAGAGCCCAUCACGCUUCACAGAGGUGGCGAAGAACGGUUAAUUGCGAGAUUCUUAACAGCUGGAAAGGCCUUCGAAUCGCCAAAGGGCGUGGGGGCCAAGUUUACAAUCAAAAACAACUACUCAGGAAGUUCAUUUCAGUUAGAGAGCCGGGAAGUUGAUGUUUCCGAUCCUUUUGCAGCAGACGCUACUUGGAAACCGGUCAACUCAAAGAGAACUCUAGUAGCUGGGAAUUAUAUGGGGCUAUCAUAG
Lachancea meyersii CBS 8951 is the source of this 2550-nucleotide messenger RNA. The record is from the annotation of a GenBank genome assembly. Lineage: Eukaryota; Fungi; Ascomycota; Saccharomycetes; Saccharomycetales; Saccharomycetaceae.